GUUGUUUUUGGGGGGGGGGCGGGGUGUUGUUUGGGGAGUGAGUGCGGUGGGAAGAUGGCGGAUGAUCGGAAGCGGGCGGACAACGCGAAACAUCGGCGGGGGGAGCAGCUUAAGCGAUGGCUGGGUUCCGAGACCGACCUGGAGCCGCCCGUCUUCAAGAAGAAGAAGACCCGAGUCAAGUUCGACGACGGUGCCGUGUUCCUGGCCGCCUGCUCGAGCGGUGAUACCGAGGAGGUGAAGCGGCUGCUGGACCGCGGGGCUGAUAUCAACUACGCCAAUGUGGAUGGGCUGACGGCGCUGCACCAGGCUUGUAUUGAUGAAAACCUUGAAAUGGUGAAGUUUCUCGUGGAGCACAGUGCAGAUACUAAUCAGCCAGAUAAUGAGGGCUGGACCCCACUGCAUGCUGUGGCAUCCUGUGGAUAUAUCAAUAUAGCUGAGUAUUUAAUAAAUAAUGGAGCCAAUGUUGCUGCUGUUAACAGUGAAGGAGAAAUCCCAUCAGAUAUUGCAGAGGAAUCAGCAAUGAAAGACCUUUUACAAGAUGAAAUUAAUAAGCAAGGAAUUGAUGUUGAGGCUGCAAGGAAAGAGGAGGAACACCGAAUGCUCCAGGAUGCCCGACAGUGGGUGAACAGUGGCAGAAUUGAAGAUGUAAGAAACACCAAAUCAGGUGGCACAGCUCUACACGUGGCUGCUGCAAAAGGCUACUUGGAGGUUUUAAAGCUGCUAAUUCAAGCUGGAUACGACGUAAAUGUCAAGGACAAUGAUGGGUGGACACCACUGCAUGCUGCUGCUCACUGGUGCAAAGAAGAAGCCUGUAGAAUUCUUGUGGAGAAUUUUUCUGACAUGGAGGCUGUAAAUAAAGUGGGUCAGACACCUUUUGAUUUAGCAGACGAAAGUAUUAUUGAGCUUUUAGAGGAACUCCAGAAGAAACAAAAUAUUCUUCGUACUGAGAAACGAGCUGUGAGAUCAACACUCAUUGAAUCAACUGUAAAUUGCAAAGUCCAGGCCAAGCACUUGAGUAAAGACACUAUCUUUUCUGAAGUAAAAGAAACAAAGCGUAAAUUGUCUGAUCGAGAAAAACUCAAUGAAGAAAGUAAGAAAGAUGAAUCCAGCAGUUCCAGUUCUGAAGAAGAGGAUGAUGCCUCUGAUUCUGAGUCGGACAUAGACACAGAGAAGUCAAAGCCAUCUAUCAAAAAUAAUAUAAACAGCAAACUGAACAGCCGAAGCUUGCAGCUAGCUCCGACUGCAGGGCACUCCACUCGAUUCACAGCUACCACAACAACAAGAAAGAUUAUUAGCCCUUUUCUCAAAUCUACUGCCAAAGAUGAAGAAGGUAAAGAUGAAUCUCCAGCUUCUUGGAGAUUGGGGUUGAGGAAGACUGGAAGCCAUGAUGCACUGAGUGAAAUUAGUAGCUCCCAAGCACUGAAAGAGAAGGACUCAUUUGGGAUUAUCCGAUCUGCUUCAAGUCCACGCCUUUCAACCAUAUUUGAUAACCGGGAAAAGGAUAAAGAUAAUAAAACUAGGCUUGUGUAUGUUGCACCAACAAUUCCUAACAGAAGACUACAUAGCACAUCUGACAUUGAGGAAAAGGAAAAUAGGGAAUCAGCAGCUAGCCUUAUACGAAGUGGUUCGUAUACAAGACGACAGUGGAAGGAUGACUUCAAAGAUACAAAUCAUGUGGGAAAUGAAAGCAGCAUGUCUGUAAAUGCAUCAACCACAAACACAGUGCCUUUAUAUCAGCGAAGGUCCUAUCUCACUCCUGUCCGAGAUGAAGAAGCAGAAUCCCAGAGAAAAGCUCGAUCCAGGCAGGCCAGGCAAACCAGAAGAUCAACACAGGGUGUAACACUAACAGACCUGCAGGAAGCUGAAAAGACGUUCAGUCGAUCUCGAGCUGAGAGACGAGCUCGGGAACAACAGGAGAAGGACGAGAAGGAAAAGCAAGAUGUGGAAAAGCAAGAUGAGAAAAAAAAGUUUUUAACAACACAGGAUACCGAAGAAUGCAAGCAGAAAUCAAGUCGAAGCCCAGAGAAAGAAUCUGGUGAUCGGCCAUCACGAUAUACGUCACAACCAGAUAGUCCACUUGGACCUCUCGCAUCGCCUUCCACAUCAGGCAGCUUCCAGUAUUCAGGAAUCCAACCAAACAGACUGAAUGGAAUUAUAGAUCAAACAUCUUACAGCUCACACUCAAAGAUUUUUACCAAGGAAAUGGAGAACAAUGGUGACUCUGAGAAAACAGUUGAAGAUGACAAAGAUGUUAAUGACAGGCAACUGUCAAUAAGAGAAAGACGAAGGCCAAGGGAGAAGAGGCGGUCUACUGGAGUGUCGUACUGGACUCAAGAUGGUGAUGAAAAUGAUGGAAAUGAAGAGGAGAAAGGCAUUUGGCAUGAUCGAAUCAGCAGGUUGGAUUCAGGAUCAUCAAAUUCUUCAUCAACUGACAGUUACAGUGACCGCUUAUUAAGUCGAACCAGUUCGUACACGCGUAGGGAGCAUCGACUGUCAUCCCUUAGUAAAGUAGAACAGGAAGACAAUGUAAAGGAUUACAAGAAGUUAUAUGAAGAGGCCUUGACUGAAAAUGAGAAACUUAAAGCCAAACUGCAGGAGGCACAGCUGGAACUUGCUGAAGUAAAAACACAACUGGAGAGAGCUUCACAGAAACAAGAUCGGAUUUCUGAUAAGUCUUCAAUGUUGGAGAUGGAGAAAAGGGAAAAACGUGCUUUGGAAAGGAAGGUUUCUGAAAUGGAGGAAGAGUUGAAGGUUUUAACAGAGCUGAAAUCAGACAACCAAAGGCUGAAAGACGAGAAUGGCGCACUAAUCCGAGUAAUUAGUAAACUGUCAAAAUGAAGGCAGUCUCUCUGAGCAGGAGGCAAAGAAAGCCAGAUCAGCUGAAACAGUCUGCUUGCUCUGUGAAAGAACCAUCACAGUAAAGAAGCAGUUUCCUCAGAAGUGGGGGAAGCUUCUGUUUAUAUCUUACCUGUUUGUGGCUUUCUCCCUGCAUAUGUUAUCUAUAAAUGUUCAUCAAACUAUGAUCUUAUUCACCAACUAUAAGGUCAUUAUUCACGUGUUCGAACAGCCUUGUUUACAAGAAAUGUUAGGGUGAAAGUUCUGAAUUACUUUUUAAAGUUCCAGGUAUCUGUUUGUUAAGGGGAUGUUUGUAGCUUCUUGAAAUCAAGCUGCAAUUUGAAGUCUUUCAAGAAUGGCUUUAAGAAAUGCCUUCCACUAUGACAUCAGCUCAAUCAUGUUAACGGUGCACUUCACUUUAGCUGUGUGUUGGAAAGGAUCUUUGAUUAUGCAGUAUUCGCUUCUUUGCACAGUAAUUAAAAUCACUGCAGAACCAUGGCUUAUUUCUUUUUUAAAAUUAAAAACCAUCAGCUAGACUGUAUGGUACAGUAAGUAUUAAUUAAAGUGCAAUAUGCGGUUUUAUUAUUUUAAUGUGAUACUCAUGAGAUUCACUGCCUUUAUUUCACUUUACUUCUGCCUUCAUUAUUAACAGUGAAUUUUGAUUUUGUUUUGCAAUUUUUGUAACUUGGUUUAUUGACCAAGCUCUAAUAUAGUCCAAAAACUUGGGUUGUGUCUCUGUAGCUGUGUGAUUUUUUUUUCUCUCUGUCAGCAGUCGCCACCUGCAAUUUGCAUCUAAGCGCCAAGUUCAAAACAAAAAGCUGGUUCAUAUUAGAGUUGUGUAGCAAGGCUGGUUCAAACAUGUAUUUUAAUGUACAGCUGCUGGUUUUGCAUUUUGCUCUUGAGACAACCUUUUGUUUUGCUUCACCUAUUUCAAACAAAGCUUUGGGUAAUGCUUGUUUUUUUUUCAUUUGAUCUUGACUUCAUACACCAAUAAGGGGCAUUACAACUUUACCGUAGACUCAAAAAUGUCUUUUCUAUCUUGAUGUUUUCAAUGCAUGAUGAAUAGUAUACUGUAUCCUUAUACACCACUACUACAGGAAUUUAAAACAAAAUAGAACUUUUCUGCAGUGAGCACUCCCUAUAAAUACAAGAAAGUUCAGGGAAGGGAUCCAUCCAAAGACACACAUUGUAUAGACCUUAAUCUAAUGGAAUUCACAGACAAAUGUAGUAAUUUGCAUUGUGUAUUCCAUAGUUAAAAUGUCUCUAUAGACAAUUAUAAUAUGGUACUGAAAUCAAAGUGUGUAUAUUUAUAUAGUGUGUAUGUAUAUAUAAUAUAUUUAUAUAUAAAUGUGUGUGCGCGUGUACAUAUAUUUUCAUUGAUACAGAAAAGGCCAUCGGUUUUGUGUUUUUGUUUACCUUAGUCAAGCCUGCAGCUUACUGAAAGUGCAUUGGCUGUUUUUUAGUUAUAACAAUCCUGUGCAAAAUCGGGCUUGCAGUAGUGUUGCUACUGGAUAAAAUACAAAGGAACUGAUUAUUAAGUCCUUUAUACAAUAUGAAGAUUAUGUACAUAUGAAAUCUCCACAGGAGAGUUCAGACUGCUGGGAAUUUACAUUAUGCAACGGUUGGUGGCCUUUUUAAAAAUUAUGAAUAUGCUAUUAGAUUUAAUUUAGUGUUAUAAAUUGAACAUUUCCAUGUUGGGAAAUGUACAUGUGGGAAAUGUACACAUUAUUUAAAGCUUGUAAGCACAUCCAUAUUUUCGGUUAUGUAGACCACCGAGUUCAGGUUUGAAAUGUACUGCUAUUGUAUGUAAAUCAAAAGGACUAAACAAAUUGUUACCUUUGCAAAUGCUUUUACUAAAUGUGAGUCUUUACUGCUCUGAAUUCGAUGUAUUAACUUCUUGUGGUGCUUUUGGUUCCAAUGUUUGAAAAGCUCUACUUUAGAUGGGAUGCAUUUUCUUAUGCGUUAUGAAGGAGUUUUGUGCAGAUGCGAGGUCAUGACUCUUUCAGAUUGCCAUUUAAAUUUAUAAUUGUCUAAAGAAAAAUAACCCUUGGGCUUCAAGAAUGUACUAAGACUUGAAUUGGUUCAGUUAAAUGUACUUGAGAAUUAAUUGUACCACCAAAUGUAUUAGCAGUGAAUUCACCUUCUGGUAACGUAUUUUCAGGUCAAGAUUAAUGCAGUUUGUAAAAUGGUAAAUCAGACAUUUAACAAAAAAAAAAUUUAAGUAAUAGAAAAUAUUUUUAUCCUUUACAAAUGACAAUGUACAAUUCACAAUUUGACUUUCUAUUACAAGUAAAAUGACUGAAUUAGAAUGAAGUUAAAUACACAUACUCAGACUAGUUGUAGGGGUGUGUUGCAUUGCAACAUGAGCUGGAGAAUGAGUCUGCUGGGGCAGACUGGUUGAUAAUGGAUGGCUUGUAAUAUGGCUGGCUGACUAAAAGGUUCAGAUUCAAUUAAUCAGAUUGAGAGGGAUAAAACUAAAAUUAAAUGAUACCAAGGCCCUUUUAGCUGUGAGGUUAGAGUAUUUGUGGAGGAAAUGGGGGUAUAAAAUGUUUCCCUUAAGAGUUAUUUUCUCAUAGUUUCUUGGCAGUUGUUAGUACACUGCAGCCUAUUCCAGGGUUACUGCUAAUGACACAUAGCUGGACUGCUGGGAUGUCUGAAAAUAACUCGAGUAACUCACAGUGAUUUCUGUCCGUCUAUCACUUAUUCAAUUUUCAUAUAGUUUCUUCCAAAAGCUGUGCUUAAAGAAUCUGUAAAGAUGAUUCUGUAAAUGUUUAAUUAAAAAUAAUGAUGUUUGAGUAAAAGGCAGUGUAUUUAGUUAAUAAAAAAAAGUACACCAGUUUUGCCUCUUGUGAACCAUUUUUUAAAUAAUUUCAAAGGAUGUGUAUGUUACUGACUAAGCCAGCAUUUAUGGCCCCUCUGUAAUUGCCCUUGAGAAUGUGGAGAUGGCCUGACUUCUGAAACCACAGCAGUCCAUGUGAUGUAUGUAUACUCAUUAUGCUGGCUGGGGAAGGUGUUCUAGAUUUUGAACCACUAUCAAUGAAAUAACAGUGAUAUAGCUGGUGUGAAUUUGAAGGGAACCUGGAACUGGGGAUGUUCCCAUAUUCUGCUGUGCUUGUCCUUUUAGGUGGUAGAGGUCAUGGUUUGGAAAGUACUGUACAAUGGAGUCUUCAAGAGUUGUUAAAGUGCAUCUUGUGAAUGGUACACAUUUCUGCUACUGCGUUGGUACUGUAAGAGAAUAAAUGUAGCUGUUGGAUAGAGUGCCACUGCUUCAUCAUGGAUGGUGUUGAACUUUUUGAUUGGCAUUGGAGAUAAGACAGGUGGAACAGGCUCACUCUGACUUGUGCGUUUUAGAUUGUAGACAGGCAUUAGAGAAUUGGAUGAUGAGUUGCUCAGCAGAGUUUCUAGCCUCUUAGCUGCUGUUGUUGCCAUGGUAUUUAUAUUGCAGGUACAGUUCAGUUUCUGGUCAAUGGUCGACCCUAGGAUAAUAGGAAAUUCGGUGAUAUUAAUGUCAAGUGCCACUGUUUGGCUCCUCUCUUGUUGGAGAUAGUCAUUGCCUGGCACUAUGUGGUUCAAAUGUUAGUUGCCACUACCAGCCCAAAUCUGGAUGUUGUCACAGUCUUGCUGCAUACAUAUACUGCUUCAAUAUCUGAGAAGGUUCAAAUAACUCUGAAUAUUGUGCAGUCAUCAGCAAACACCCCAUCUUUGACUUUAUGUAGAUAAAGUCCUUGAAGCAGCUGAAGAUGGCUGGGCCAAAGACAGUACUCUGAGGAAUUCCUGCAGUGAUGUCCUUGGACUGAGGUGUUCAAACUCCAACACCACAACCAUCUUUUGUUGUGUCAGGAAUGACUCUAACCAGUAUAGAAUUUUCCCCUGAUUCCUAUUGACUCCAGCUUUGCAAAGGCUCCUUGAUGCUGGAUUUGCCCAAAUUCUGCCUUGAAUGUUGGAUUGUAACCCUUUCUUCCCUCCUUGUAUUCAACUCUUUUGUCCAUAUUUGGAUCAAGGUUGUAAUGAGUUCAGGAGCUGAGUGAGCCCAGUGUAACCCAAGCUGAGCAUCAAGUGAACUGGUUACCUUUGGGUGAAUGCCACUUGCAUUCACUGUCAACAUCCAUAACUUUAAUCGGUAGGAUGAUAAUUGGUUGGCUUGGAUUUGUUCUGCUUUUUGUGGACAGGACAUAUGUGGACAAUCCUCCACAUUGCUGGGUGUACGCCAGUGUUGUAACAGUACCGGAUCAGCUUGGCAAGGUACAUAGCUAAUUUUGGACCACAUGGUUUCAAUAAUGUUGCCAGAAUGUGUUCCGAGCUGAUAGCCUUUGCAGAAUACGCUCCCUCCAGUCAUUUCUUCAUAUUCUGACUUAAGGAAAAAUUCAGAUGUGAUGUGUUGCACUCACUCUUUAAAAAAAGUUAGUUUGCAUAUUUAUAUUAAUGUAUGUAUUAAAAUAUAUAUAUUAACUGUCUCAAGGGGCUAAGUUAAGGCACAAAUAAAAACAAGGUUUGAUCUCUAGCAACUGACAGCAUAAAUGAUAUGUAAAUAAAUGUCUGUGAGCUGAUAUUGUGGAUGACUGGCUUGAUGCCCAGAUAUACAUAUAUAUGCAGGCAGAAUAUAGUUUCAAAUUGUAAUUUCCACACUUCGUGAUUCCAAGACAUUGGGGUUUGGGUCUGCAGGAUCCUAAAUCACAUAAAUGUUGGUUUAGUUUCCAGUAGAUUGUCUUAUUGAGAGUACUAAUAAAUGGAGCUAUGAAUGCAUUUAGGAUAUGAAAGCCUCAUUCUAAGACCAUGUCAAAAAUGUCACCACUAUAAAUAGCAACAUUGCAAUUUGGUAAGUACAGUUGUUAAGAUUUCUAAUAUCUAUCAUGGGAUGCCUGCAAUUAUUGUUCAUCCCUAACUGCCCUUGAAAAUGUGCUAAUGAGCUGCCUGUUUGAGUGAUUUGCUUGGCCACUUCAGAUGAUCAUUUACGAUUCAAUGGCAUUGCUGUAAGCCUGGAGUAGCUAAUAAGGCAAUCAUUAUAAGCAGGUUUUCCUCCCUAAAAGACAUUAGUGAACCAGUUGGGUUUUUAAUGCCAGUCUGAUAUGAUCAGCAAUGAUAAUCAUUCAACUAAUUUUUUUAAAUUACAAAUAUUUUUAACUGUUCUUCAGUUCCCCAGCGGCCAUGAUGAACUUUGCACUGCUGUCUAGUGACCCAACUUCUUAUACACCUACAUGAACUCCAUGCCAGUUGACCCAUUACUGGCCUAAAACUAAUACAAAUUUUGUUCAGGAAUGGAUGUAAUUUUAAGGUAUAAUUUAAUCAUACAAUCCCAAAACAUACUCACUGAAUUCCUAUUGGCAUCAUUUCUAGGCCCAUUACCAGAUAAAGAAGUGAACUUUUUGUGUGUCUCAGCUGGCCUAUGGCAACUGCUGACAUUAAUAGCACUGUCUAACCCAUUGAUAAUAUAUCUUAAGUCGAAGACUCUCUGUCAAACAAAGAAUUUGAAAUAUGUUGAUUCCUGAAUUGAAUUUUGCUAAUAAACCUAUUGCUGGAAUGGAUAACUUGUCAUUCUGUUAUUUCUUGGCAAGAAUCGUUACAUGCUAAGGAGCGUAGUCUUUGUUUAAAGAAAUUUUGAUGGUUUUUGCCUUUAUCAUCAAUGAUGGUAAUGUUGAAGUGGCUACUGUCAAAAAACAUAAUUCUCAUUAAUUUGUUAAAGAUCUGGGUUUAUCCCUUGAAAGCAUCAAAUCAUUAGGAUAUUAAGAAGACUGCAGGGAAAUUUGUGGUUUGUGUUAAUGCUAUAUUUGUUGAAAUUGACUCAAAAGAGCUUAUGCUAUAACCCGGAAUUAGUAGGCACUGCCAAUAUCUAUAUUUCAGUUUCAAGAGAAAGGAUGUAAUAUUUAAAUGUUAUUCUCAGUAAAUACUUUAAGUGCCCACAAAGCAUUUAUACACAGAGAACAUAAUUUCCCUCCCCACACCAUAUCUUUCAACAAUAAAUGUUGAAUUAAUUUUCCAUCAAACUGAUUAAUCUUUGGUCACUUAAUGAUUUGCUUGAUAUUGGGUUUUCAAGUGGAGAAUUAAAGGAGAAAAGGAAUGCUGGAAGUUGAAAAUAGAAAAUACAUUACUGAAAAUACAUUCUCAAUCAACAUCUAAAAGUGUAAAACUGUUUCAAAGUUUUUCUUUAUCAGAAACCUGAUAGAUGUUUGAUUUUUGACCUGAAUUAAAAAGUGCUGAGGGCUUGCAUUGCACCAGUUGCAUGACCUAAUGGAAAUCUUUUAUCAUACAAUCCAGAUUGUUAGGUGAAAGAAUUUACUCUGAUCUUUUGUGCUGUCAAAAUCAGCAUACCUAUAUGAUGAAGCAAAUUCAUAAUAAAUGUUAAUUACACAUUUGUAUAAAUUAGUGUAAAAUGUCUAGUUUAUCAUUACUUGCAAGUUUAGAAUGUUCUUUUAAACUAUUGACCAACACUUGUUUAUGUCCAUUUUGCAAACAAGUUCAUUGUUUUUCUUUUGUUGGCAUUUUAACAUUCUUUCAAUAGAUGUGAUGAAAACACUUGGAGCUCAUCUUUGGACAUUGGUGCACUGCAGGCUGUUAAGUGUGGUUGACGUCUGUAUGUUUUAAAGAAAUAAUUGUGUGGAGUUAACUUUGGCUGUUCAGACUUUAUGAAGUUUAUUUAUUGAUCUGUGUAUUGAGAUCUCAUCUGCCUACAGAGUUGUUCACAUCUUGUAUCUGCAUGAAACUGGCUUCAAUAAUAUGUCAAAAAUGUAUUUUGUUGAAUAUAAAUAAAUGAAUUUUAAAUAUU
Molecule: messenger RNA, 9595 nt
Organism: Chiloscyllium plagiosum (whitespotted bambooshark)
Lineage: Eukaryota; Metazoa; Chordata; Chondrichthyes; Orectolobiformes; Hemiscylliidae
Product: protein phosphatase 1 regulatory subunit 12B-like
Biological process (GO): signal transduction
Cellular component (GO): cytoplasm; Z disc; A band
Molecular function (GO): phosphatase regulator activity; enzyme inhibitor activity; protein kinase binding
Source: RefSeq, a predicted model, not a curated record